AAUGUGACGAGUCGCUGGCUGGCUAGUGGGUUCGUUUGCUUUGUACUCCCUUCCUUCUUGAAGAGUGGGGAUCUAAAGCGUACAUAUAAGGUUGAGGUCGUCGAAGUUGCCCGGCCCGAGGUUACAGUAGUCAGUACCUCAAAGGUCGUACAUUUGUUCCAUCCCUAUUGACAUCCUCGCGUUUGCCCCGGAUCUGAGAAUUGGAAAAGAGUUGGAGGUGAUCAAUUGAAAAUGGGUUCAACGAGCGCGCACAAUGGCGACAGGAGACCGACAGCCGUCGAGAGGUUGAGGAAUAUGCUGGCGGAUCCGGAGAAAUUCAUUGCGUGUCCUGGUGUGUACGAUGGGUUCACGGCACGGAUUGCACUGAGAGAAGGUGUGGAUUGUCUGUACAUGGUACGUGUGAUGUGGUACCUCCCAUGACCAUUCCAAGAACCCAAUCCUAAACACCAUGAAUAUAGCCACUAACACAAAUAGACUGGCGCGGGAACCACAAUGUCCCGCCUAGGCAUGGCUGACAUGGGCAUCGCCACACUAAACGACAUGUUAGCCAACGCCUCCAUGAUCGCCAACAUCGACCCAUCCGUCCCCCUCAUAGCAGACGCCGACACGGGUUACGGCGGCCCUAUAAUGGUCGGCCGCACCGUCUCGCAAUACAUCCGCGCCGGUGUCGCAGGCCUGCACCUCGAAGACCAAGUCGUCAACAAGCGGUGCGGCCACCUACCGGGAAAGCAGCUUGUCGACGUGCAAGAGUUCGCGAGCAGGAUCCGAGCAGCCAAGUUGGCGCGAGACCAGUCCGGGGGCGAUGUCGUGAUUAUUGCACGGACAGACGCGUUGCAGGGCAAUGGGUACGAGGAAGCCAUCGCGCGCCUGCGAGCUGCGAUUGCAGAGGGUGCAGAUGUUGCGUUUCUCGAAGGCGUGCACUCGAGAGAAGAAGCAGAGAGAUCUUGCAGGGACCUUGCGCCUACGCCGUGUCUUUUCAAUAACGUCCCCGGUGGUCUGUCUCCUAACCUCGGUGUCCAGGCGUGUAGAGAGGUCGGAUUCAAGAUUGCCAUUUUCCCGUGUGUUGCCCUCGAGAUGGUAUAUCCGGCGGUUAGGAGGGCGAUGCAACAAUUGAAGGAACUGGGGAAUGUGGAGAGCUUUGAGGCAGAUGGGAGGAGGUAUGGGCCCAAAGAGUUGUUCCAGGUGUGUGGGUUGGAUGAGAUGGUAGACUUUGAUGUUCAGGCUGGUGGCACAUCGUAUCAGAACGGUACAUGAGCUCAC
Molecule: messenger RNA, 1260 nt
Organism: Cucurbitaria berberidis CBS 394.84
Lineage: Eukaryota; Fungi; Ascomycota; Dothideomycetes; Pleosporales; Cucurbitariaceae
Product: Phosphoenolpyruvate/pyruvate domain-containing protein
Exons: 1
Coding region: 493-1254 (253 amino acids)
Molecular function (GO): catalytic activity
Source: RefSeq, a predicted model, not a curated record